GAUGUGCCUCACUUGAAUCAGACCGCUUUUAUUUUUCUGCACCAGCGGCUAAGCUGAAUGAUCUAGAAGCUUGUUCAGCCUACGCACAGUUUCGUUUCUUACUCGUCCUGUCGCCAGGUAAUCACAUAUUUGUAAAAAGCGGCGUGAAACAUGUCCAGGAGACGACACAGCGACGAGAACGACGGUGGUCAGGCCCAUAAGAGGAGGCGAACAUCAGAGCCCAUUGAGAUCGAAGACCGCCUUGAGUCACUGAUAUGUCGUGUGGGAGAAAAGAGUACUUCUUCCCUGGAGAGCAACUUGGAAGGCCUCGCAGGCGUAUUAGAGGCAGAUCUUCCAAACUACAAGAGCAAAAUCUUGCGCAUUUUGUGUUCUGUUGCUCGUCUUCUGCCUGAGAAGUUGACUGUGUAUACUACGCUGGUCGGCCUCCUCAAUGCUAGAAACUACAACUUCGGUGGCGAGUUUGUCGAGGCUAUGAUCAGACAACUAAAGGAAACUUUAAAAAACAACUUGUACAAUGAAGCUGUUUAUUUGGUGCGGUUUCUGUCAGAUUUGGUGAACUGCCAUGUGAUUGCUGCGCCUUCUAUGGUGGCCAUGUUUGAAAACUUUGUCAGUGUUACUCAAGAGGAGGAUGUACCACAGGUUCGGUCAGAUUGGUUCGUGUAUGUUGUUCUGUCCUGUCUACCAUGGGUCGGUAAGGAGCUUUAUGAGAAGAAGGAUGUUGAGAUGGACCGACUCCUCAGUCAGAUUGAAGGCUACCUCAAGAGGCGAGUAAAGACUCACGUCCCGAUGCUGCAGGUGUGGACAGCUGAGAAGCCUCAUCCACAAGAGGAGUACCUGGACUGCCUUUGGGCCCAGAUUCAGAAGCUAAAGAAAGACCGCUGGCAAGAGCGUCACAUCCUUCGUCCAUACAUCGCGUUUGACAGUGUUCUUUGUGAGGCCCUGCAACACAACCUUCCCCCCUUCACUCCACCAGGCCACAUGCCGGACGCACAGUAUCCCAUGCCCCGGGUCGUGUUCCGCAUGUUUGACUACACUGAUGCCCCAGAGGGUCCUGUUAUGCCUGGUAGCCAUUCUGUGGAGAGAUUCGUCAUAGAAGAAAACUUGCACUGUAUCAUCAAGACUCACUGGAAAGAGAGGAAAACAUGUGCUGCCCAGUUACUCAGCUACCCAGGGAAAAACAAGAUUCCACUCAACUACCACAUCGUGGAGGUGAUCUUCGGAGAACUUUUUCAGCUGCCCUCACCUCCUCAGAUUGACGUCAUGUACACUGCUCUGCUCAUCGAACUCUGCAAACUGCAGCCAGGAUCGCUGCCUCAAGUUUUGGCUCAAGCCACAGAGAUGCUUUACAUGAGGCUGGACACUAUGAACACCGCCUGUAUAGACAGACUAAUAAACUGGUUUUCUCAUCACUUGAGCAACUUCCAGUUCCGAUGGAGCUGGGAUGACUGGUCCGACUGCUUGACUGUGGAUCUUGAUAAACCCAAACCCAAGUUUGUCAAAGAAGUUCUGGAGAAGUCUAUGAGACUGUCGUACCAUCAGCGGAUUGUGGACAUCGUGCCCUCUACCUUCUCUGCCCUAAUCCCUGCUGAACCCAUCUUCAUUUACAAAUAUGCAGAUGAGAGUGCUUCCUCGCUACCGGGCUACCCAGUCUCCAUCACUGUUAUAAACGCCAUCAAGAACCGAGCGUCCAACGAGGAGAUCCUGACCAUCCUCAAAGAAGUACCCAACCCCAACCAGGACGAUGAUGAUGAUGAAGGCGAGGCCUUCAACCCUCUGAAGAUUGAUGUGUUCCUGCACAGUCUUCUCCAUCUUGCUGCCAAAUCCUUCAGCCACUCCUUCAGUGCUCUUGGCAAGUUUCAUGAAAUCCUGAAGACCCUGACUGAAAGUGAUGAGGGGAAGCUGCACAUUCUCAAAGUGGUUUACGAAGCGUGGCGGAACCAUCCGCAGAUGACAGCUGUGUUGGUGGACAAAAUGAUUCGGACCCAGAUCGUGGACUGUGCUGCUGUGGCCAACUGGCUUUUCUCUCAGGACAUGGCUCACGAGUUCACAAGACUUUACAUCUGGGAGAUCCUGCACUCAACCAUCCGAAAGAUGAACAAACAUGUCCAGAAGAUCCAGAAGGAGCUGGAGGAGGCAAAGGACAAGCUGGAAAAACAGCAGCAUAAAAGGAGAGACAGUGGUGAAGAUGAAGACAUGGAGAAGAACAGCGAGGACGAGGAGGGUCAGCUGGAGGAGCAGAUCGAGAGGCUACAGGAGAAAGUGGAGUCGGCUCAGAGCGAACAGAAGAACUUGUUCCUCGUCAUUUUCCAGCGUUUCAUCAUGUUGUUGACGGAGCAUCUGGUUCGUUGUGAGACUGGCAGCGUCGACAUCAGCACACCCUGGUACAAGAACUGCAUCGAGCGGCUGCAGCAGAUCUUCCUCAUGCACCAUGUGACCAUCCAGCAAUACAUGGGAACCCUGGAGAACCUGCUAUUCACGGCUGAGCUCGAUCACCACAUUUUGGCUGUUUACCAGCAGUUCUGUGCCCUGCAGCUCUGAGACACACACAACCUGAAUAAAAGGUGUUCACACAGCACUUGUGCUAAAGCUACACAUGAGGAAGUACCAGCUCUUGCAUCAAGAAUCUCUUUGUUUCAUGUUCGGUGCCAUUCAGAGUGUUAGAGAUAUGCAGCCACAACCUUUCAAAGCAGGAAUUUGAGUCAAUAAUUUGCUGUAGGUCACUUUUUGUUGUUUUGUGUUUACUUUUAGAUUUUUGUUUUUAAAUCCUGCUUGUAUUCCUUUGAAAGGGUCUUUUUAAAACUGUAUGAACUGUCUGAGUCCAGACGGUGCCAGAGCAAUGAUCAUAGAAACGGAAAGUUCAGACCUACUGACCAUGAAUCUAGAGAGUGCUCUACUUUUUUAUAUUUGUUUUAUGUGAAUUGGAAAAAGAUUAAAACUCCAGAAUCUUUA
This is a messenger RNA of Betta splendens (Siamese fighting fish), 2949 nucleotides long. It is a transcript of the gene ncbp1, whose product is annotated as nuclear cap-binding protein subunit 1. Gene Ontology annotation, biological process: mRNA export from nucleus; nuclear-transcribed mRNA catabolic process, nonsense-mediated decay; regulation of mRNA processing. Lineage: Eukaryota; Metazoa; Chordata; Actinopteri; Anabantiformes; Osphronemidae. Gene Ontology annotation, cellular component: nucleus; nuclear cap binding complex. The transcript has 23 exons. The record is from RefSeq and is a predicted model, not a curated record. Gene Ontology annotation, molecular function: mRNA binding; protein binding; RNA cap binding. The coding region runs from base 151 to 2538 and encodes 795 amino acids.